Euleptes europaea (tarantolino) is the source of this 1875-nucleotide messenger RNA. RefSeq names its product heat shock 70 kDa protein 1-like. Gene Ontology annotation, cellular component: plasma membrane; cytosol; nucleus. The transcript has a single exon. The record is from RefSeq and is a predicted model, not a curated record. Gene Ontology annotation, biological process: vesicle-mediated transport; cellular response to unfolded protein; protein refolding. Gene Ontology annotation, molecular function: ATP binding; ATP hydrolysis activity; misfolded protein binding. Lineage: Eukaryota; Metazoa; Chordata; Lepidosauria; Squamata; Sphaerodactylidae. The coding region runs from base 175 to 1875 and encodes 566 amino acids.
CAGACCCGAGCGAAGGGCCCGGCCGUGGGGAUAGAUCUUGGCACCACCUAUUCCUGCGUGGCCAUCUGCCAGAAGGGCAAGGUGGACGUCAUCACCAACAACUACAGCAACCGAACCACACCCAGCUGCGUGGCUUUCACAGACCGGGAGCGCCUCGUGGGAGAACCAGCAGAGAUGCAAAGAGGCCUCAACCCAGCGAACACGGUCUUUGGCACCAAGCGCCUGAUUGGGCGUAGGUACGACGACCCUGCAGUGCAGAGCAGCAUGAAGCACUGGCCUUUCCAAGUGGUCAGUUGUGGCGAAAAGGUCCACGUUCAGGUGUCGUACAGAGGGAUGGAGAAGGCCUUUUAUCCCGAGGAAAUCUGUGCCAUGCUGUUGUCCAGACUUAAGCAGGUGGCGGAGACCUAUCUGGGCCGUCCGGUCUCGCAGGCGGUCAUCACCGUCCCGGCCUACUUCAACGACGCCCAGCGCCAGGCCACCAUCGACGCGGCGGCAAUUGCCGGGCUCAAGGUCCUGCGUCUGAUCAACGAGCCCAGCGCGGCUGCCAUCGCCUACAGCCUGACCAUCAGCCCCCACUGGAAAGCCAGGAGAAACAUCCUCAUCUUCGAUCUCGGCGGGGGGACGUUUGACGUCUCCAUCCUCUCAGUCCAAGACGGCAUCUUCAAAGUGUUGGCCACCACUGGAGAUACCCAGCUGGGCGGAGAGGAUUUCGACAAGCGGCUGCUGGAUCAUCUCGUGCAGGAGUUCAAGAAGAAACACAAAGAGGACCUCAGCCAGAACAACAAGGCUGUGCAGAGGCUGAAGGUGGCUUGCGAAAAGGCAAAGCGGGCCCUGAGCUCCAACGUGAGGGCCACCAUUUCCAUUGACUCCCUCUAUAAGGGUGUGGACUUCUGCACCACCAUCACCAGGGCCUGCUUUGAAGACCUCAAUGCGGACCUCUUCCAAGCCACUGUGGAGCACGUGGAGAGGGCGCUGGAGGACGCCGGGAUGAAGAAGACUCAGAUUCAUGAUGUCGUGCUCGUGGGAGGCUCCACCCGCAUCCCCAUGAUCCAGAACCUUCUGUCGAAAUUCUUUGAUGGGAAGGCGCUCGUCAAGAGUAUCAACCCCGAGGAAGCAGUGGCGCAAGGGGCAGCCAUCCAAGCGGCCAUCUUGACAGGCCACAGAUACCAGAACCUGCAGAAUCUUCUCCUCUUGGACGUGACCCCCAUUUCCCUGGGCCUGGAGACCAUCGGGGGUGUGAUGGACGUCGUGGUCAAACGUAACUCUCCCAUCCCAACCAAAGAGGCCAGAAACUUCUCCACCACUGAGGACAACCAAAGCAGCCUCUUCUUGCAAGUCUACGAAGGGGAGCGGACUCUGACCAAGCACAACCGCCUCCUGGGAACGCUCACGCUGAACGGCCUUCACCCCGCUCCCCGUUGCGUGCCGGUCAUCGUGGUCACUUUUGCCGUCGAUGACAACAAUAUCCUCACCGUUUCCGCUAUGGAAAGAAGCACUGGAAACAGCAACCAUCUGGUCAUUACGGACACCCGAGGCCGGCUGGACAGAGAAGAGAUGGAGCGCAUCUUGCGAGAGGAGGAGGAAUACCGAGAGCAGGAGGAGGCGGAGCAGGCGAAAGCGGAAGCCUUGAACUCAUUGGAGUCCUCCACUUUCCAGCUGAAGAGGGUGGCCGAGCAAGGGAAGUCGCUGGAUGACCGGGCCAAGAGGCGGGUGCUGGAGAUGUGUGAGGAGACCGCCUCGUGGCUGGAAGAAAACCGGCUGGCCCCAAAGAAAGAGUAUGAGGAGCGGAAGAGAGAGCUGGAGGACGUCUGCUAUUCCAUCAUCACACAUUUUAGCAAGGGGGAAGAAAUGGAGAGCCGGUGCCAGGGUAGGUAG